AUGACCCAACCCAUCACCGAAGUCGUCCAGCUCAAGCUCCAGCCUGGGGCCGUGAUCGAGGAACUCAUGUCCGACUUCCUACGCAUAUUGCAGCGCCAACCUGGAUUCCAGCACCUCGCAUGGGGGAGAUGGGAAGAGUCUCUGGACAACGUGCAGCUACUCUUGAAUUGGGAUACUAUCGAGGCUCACAGACAGUUCGAGGCGUCGGGGGCAGACUUUGCCGCCGUCGGUGAGGUUCUGGGGCCUAUACUUGCCAAGCCGCCUGCGAUGCACCACGUUAAUUUCAAGCCUGCUAUUGCCGACAUCGUCUCGAGCGCCGCGACUGUCUAG
This is a messenger RNA of Venustampulla echinocandica, 330 nucleotides long. RefSeq lists its product as uncharacterized. The record is from RefSeq and is a predicted model, not a curated record. The transcript has 2 exons. Bases 1 to 330 code for a protein of 109 amino acids. Lineage: Eukaryota; Fungi; Ascomycota; Leotiomycetes; Helotiales; Pleuroascaceae.